CAAAAAGUAAAACUUGAUAUUCCAUUUCUUCAGAAAAUAUCAUUGUAUACAAAAGAGUUUAAGGAUAGUUUAAUUAUUAAUCAUGUCAAGUGCUGCAGAUGACUUGUUAGGAUUCAAAGACUUCGACGAUAUCGCCGUUAGUCAACCGAAAAAAGUGAUACAAGAUGAAUCCCCGUCCAGCUCACCAAAAUUGUCAAUGUUUCAAAUUGAAUACUAUCAGCAAUUCUUCAAUAUAGACACAAAUGAUGUCGUGGAAAGAGUAAUUAAUUCAAUGAUACCAAAAAGAGCGAGUGCCUCAUACUUGAAGACUAAACUGGAAGUUAAUCCUGAUCUUUAUGGACCAUUCUGGGUUACGACUACAUUAAUCUUUACUAUCGCCAUCUCUGGAAAUUUAGCUAAUUUCUUUCAACAUGAUCAUAGCAGCAAGUUCCAUUGGCACUACAACUUUCAUUUGGUGUCGUAUGCAUCGACUUGUAUUAUUUUAUACACAUCUCUCAUGCCGUUUCUGAUUUGGUCGGUACUUAAGUAUUCUGUGGAUCUUAAUGAUGAUACUAAUCCUGACUUGGAAAGUGCACCAUAUAUUCCAAGCCUUUUAUCUCUUAUCUGCUUGUAUGGAUAUUCAUUAGCAGUUUACAUCCCCGUCAGUGUACUUUGGACUAUUCCAUUAUUAAUCUUGCAAUGGCUCCUUGUCUUGACUGCAGCAUUUUUGUCCGGAUCUGUUCUCAUCAAUGUCUUGAUGCCAUCCUUAAAAUUGUCCAAGUACUCAAUAUUCUUGAUUGUUGGAAUCGCAUCAGCACAUUUCGUCUUAGCUGCUGGAUUUAUGCUGUACUUUUUCCAUGUUCCUUCAACAGCAGCAUCAGUAGUUGUGAAUAUUCCAAGUCCAAUUAUCUCAGUCAACGCAACUGGUUAAAUUUAAUUUUGUGAAAAUAUUUAUGAGAUAAAAAGAAUCAUUAUGAAUUUAAAUAUAUAUAGGAAGC
Molecule: messenger RNA, 977 nt
Organism: Chironomus riparius
Lineage: Eukaryota; Metazoa; Arthropoda; Insecta; Diptera; Chironomidae
Source: the annotation of a GenBank genome assembly